Messenger RNA from Moneuplotes crassus, 1173 nucleotides. Lineage: Eukaryota; Ciliophora; Spirotrichea; Euplotida; Euplotidae. The record is from the annotation of a GenBank genome assembly.
CCUAAUUCCAAAAAUGUUGUUUGCUUCCCAAAGAAAAUUAAGAAUGGAUUGCGAAGUAAUCGGUUGCGUUAACCCAAGAGAAUAUUUCUGUGAAAUUCACCAAAUGAUCAUCUGCUCCAGCUGUUGUGAGAACUUUGUAAAUUAAUAGUUGUUUUGAUGGAGAUGACUGAUAUAGCACUUUGAGUGCGAGGAGCCACUUGAGGAAAGGGAGGAUGAAAAGAAGGUAGUGCCUAUAGUACAUACGAAUAAGCUGGAAGGAUGGAUGAGAAAUAUAGAGUCAGCUUUUAAUGUUUUCUCUUAUCAUAAGAAGCAAAAUAAUAUGCAAUUAGUUCCAAAUUUUGCUGAAAGAUUAAAAGAAUUUGAGGAAGAAUGGGAUCAGAUGAAACUUGAAACAAUGCAGGCAGUCAGAGAGGAUGAAUUUUUUUAAUUUGAUGAGAUCAAAAGCAAGCUAAAAUGAUUCUUUCUAAAAAUGAAAAGAUCAGAUCUUUACAAAGAAUUUGCCUGAGACCUUCUUCACAAGCUUAUUAACAAAGGAGUCACUGAGCUUGCAGAUAAGCCCUUCAAAAACAAAUUAGAAGAACUUGAACAAGAAUAUUGUAAACUAAAAGAAAAACUCUUUAUCCAGUACAAGUUGAAGCUCGAGAGUCUCAAAGAAGAUCAGAACCAAAAUACUAGCAACAAUCACACUACUUCAACCCUCUUCCCCAAUGUCACUUCAAGCUCAUUACCCUCCCUUCCUCAGUUUAAAAAUCUAUCCCAAUCUCCUACUCCAGCAUCAGAGAAACCUGAAGAAAAUAAGAAACAAAUGGAUAAAACAAGACCUGCCAAAGUGGUUGAAAAGAAGGAGGUUGCUAGAAAUGAGAAAGAUAAGUUCAGUGAAAAUAGACCAAUGAGAAAUUUUGAUGAUUGAGUAAAAGAAUCAUUUGAGGAAAAUAAACAUGAUGAAAUUUUCGAAGAAGAUAAUAUUUAUAUUCAGGAGGAUACUUCACUAUCAGAUAAUGAGAAUCAAUUAGAAAGAGAUGAUAAAGCUGUAUAUCUUGAAUCAAAAUAUUACAACUCAAAAGUUAAUGAUGAGGAGAACUCUUGGCCCAAGUACUGAAGAAAAUCAUAAGCAACAAUCAUAAUGAAAUCCCCAAGGAAAAGACAACAUAGAUGGAUUUAUGUACUAAGAGU